This is a messenger RNA of Cavia porcellus (domestic guinea pig), 1586 nucleotides long. It is a transcript of the gene Tex264, whose product is annotated as testis expressed 264, ER-phagy receptor. The record is from RefSeq and is a predicted model, not a curated record. The transcript is spliced from 6 exons. NCBI's taxonomy places the organism in Eukaryota, Metazoa, Chordata, Mammalia, Rodentia, Caviidae. The coding region runs from base 375 to 1292 and encodes 305 amino acids. Gene Ontology annotation, biological process: reticulophagy; protein-DNA covalent cross-linking repair. Gene Ontology annotation, cellular component: replication fork; endoplasmic reticulum membrane; nucleus.
CGGGGUGUGGGCCUGGGCUCCCUUUCCGCGCAGGCUGCACCUCAGGGCUCUUCGCGACCCCUUUGUGGUCUCCCAGCCUAGACGGUUCUGUAAUUUUUCGUCUCGCGCGAACACCUAGCCCGCCAGGUCCGAGGCCCGAAGGCGAACCUGGUCGGUGCACCGAGGCCAUGCAGACGGGGAAGAAGGGGCGAGAAGUCACCUUUAACUCCGCUCUGUUGCAGAGGCCGCCCGCUCCUCCCAUCAGCAAACUUUGGUUUCCCAUAAGUUGCAGAGCACUGGAGCACUUGGCCCCUGCUGCCCUGGAUGCCAUGAGUUGCUAAAAGUCAGCCUGCCUGAGAAGCUGCCUUGGGGUGUGGUGUGGGGGGCCCAGCGCCAUGUCGGACCUGCUACUACUAGGCCUUAUUGGGGGCCUGACUCUACUACUGUUGCUGACCCUGCUGGCCUUUGCCGGGUACUCAGGCCUGUUGACUGGGGUGGCAGUGAGUGCUGGCUCGCCCCUCAUCCGCAACAUCACUGUGGCCUACAAGUUCCAUGUGGGGCCCUAUAACGACACCGGGCAGCUUUUCACUGAGAGCUGCUGCAUCUCCCCCAAGCUCCGCUCCAUUGCUGUCUAUUAUGACAACCCUCACACGGUGCCCCCCGAGAAGUGCCGCUGUGCAGUGGGCAGUAUCUUGAGUGAAGGUGAAGAGUCGCCUUCACCUGAACUGAUCCAGCUCUACCAGAAAUUUGGCUUUAAGAUAUUUUCCUUCCCGGCACCCAGCCAUGUGGUAAUAGCAACCUUCCCUUACACCACUGCCCUGUCCAUCUGGCUGGCUGUCCGCCGGGUCCAUCCUGCCUUGGACACCUAUAUCAAGGAACGGAAGCUGUGUGCUCACCCUCGGCUAGAGAUCUACCAGCAAGACCAGAUCCAUUUCAUGUGUCCACUGGCACGGCAGGGAGACUUCUAUGUGCCAGAGGUGAAGGAGACAGAGUGGAAAUGCCGGGGUCUUGUGGAGGCCAGUGAUACCCAAGUGGAUGGUACAGGAGCUGACACGAUGAGUGACACGAGUUCUGUAAGCCUGGAGGUGAGCCCUGGCAGCCGGGAGACUUCAGCCACCACGCUGUCCCCUGGGGCAGGCGGCCGAGGCUGGGAUGACAGUGAUAACCGCAGCGAGCACAGUUACAGCGAGUCAGGCGCCAGCGGCUCCUCCUUUGAGGAGCUCGAUCUGGAGGGAGAGGGGCCUGUUGGGGAGCCCCGACUGGAACCUGAGGCCAAACCACUGGGGGCCACUUCAGGACCUCAGAACCUCUGAGAAGGGUGAGGUGCAGGCUGUGACCUGCACCCUCCUGUGGUACAGUAGUUAUGGAACUGGGCAAGCUCUGUAGCCCUCUUCUCCUUUCCUUUCCCAGACUGGUCUGGGGGUCUGUGGGGGUCUCACCUCUCCCACCCCAGGCCUCUAGAGUAGCCUUUUCCUCAUUGCCCUUUUGGCUUACGGGGCCAAAGGAGCCAGGGACUGUUAUUUGUAUCAGCCACCACCAUUGUCUUUAUUCAGUCUCACAUUGGAGCUUCCAGAAUCCAGAAUAAAACAAAUGAUUUUCUUGUUUCA